Messenger RNA from Schizosaccharomyces japonicus yFS275, 1158 nucleotides. Its product is annotated as short chain dehydrogenase. Lineage: Eukaryota; Fungi; Ascomycota; Schizosaccharomycetes; Schizosaccharomycetales; Schizosaccharomycetaceae. Gene Ontology annotation, molecular function: oxidoreductase activity, acting on the CH-OH group of donors, NAD or NADP as acceptor. Bases 193 to 978 code for a protein of 261 amino acids. The transcript has a single exon. The record is from RefSeq and is a predicted model, not a curated record.
AUAGUAUAUAAUGAUUCAUGGAAGGACUUCAUUGCACACAAUCCCUUCAAAGCAAAUCUCAGCAAUCCGGAGAUAUCAUCAAACAACUCUUCUCUUUGUUGAGUAAUAUAAAGUCCUGUUCGUUCUUUUUAUUCUAAAAACCACCCUUAAUCGUUUCUGUUUCUGUUUCUUUAUUUCAUUAUAUCUAUCAUCAUGAGCAGAUUAGAAGGAAAAACCAUAUUCAUUACUGGUGCUUCUGCAGGAAUCGGAAAAAGUACCGCCAUUGAGCUUGCCAAGACGGCUAAGGUUAAGCUUAUUCUUGCUGCUCGUCGUCUUCCUUUGGUCGAAGAGUUGAAGAAGGAAAUUGAAUCAAAGUAUGAGGGCGUCAAGGUGCUUCCAUUGAAACUUGAUGUCUCCAAGAUCGAGACGAUCGAGCCUACGAUCGCCUCUUUGCCUGAAGAGUUUGCGAACGUUGAUAUUCUUAUUAACAAUGCCGGUCUCGCAUUGGGUAUUAGCACCGUCCAAACCUUGGACAUGCAAGAAGCUUUGACCAUGAUUAACACCAAUGUCGUUGGCCUCAUUGCAAUGUCUAAGGCUGUGCUACAAAUCUUUUACAAAAAUGGCGGCAAGGGCGACAUUGUGAACAUCGGUAGUACUGCUGGUCAGGAAUCUUACAAGGGAGGCUCAGUGUACUGCUGUACUAAGUCUGCCGUUACACAAUUUACUUCCGCUCUGCGUAAAGAGACCCUUGAUACCCGUAUCCGUAUCAUUGAAGUUGAUCCCGGUAUGGUUGAAACCGAUUUCAGUCUUACUCGUUUUCAUGGUGACAAGUCCAAGGCCGACAGUGUUUACCAAGGAACGGAGCCUCUGGUUGCGCAAGACAUUGCAGAAGUUAUUGUCUUCUGUGUUAGCCGCAGAGAAAACACUGUUAUUGCACACACCACUGUUCUUCCUUCUCACCAAGCCACUAGUAAUUCUGUUUACAGAAAGAGCGCUUAGGUGCACCUUUAUAUCAAUAUAAUGACUCUAUGUUUUAACUUCUAUUGUCUUGUGCGUUUAUUUAUGAGACCACCUGUGGUUCGGUGUAAACCGUUUACUAGUGUAGCUCAUUUAUUAUUAAAUAUUCUAUUAGUUAAUUAUAAUGACAUUAUAAAUUGAAAGGGAAGGAACGAACGAAGA